Vicia faba (fava bean) is the source of this 1245-nucleotide messenger RNA. The record is from the annotation of a GenBank genome assembly. NCBI's taxonomy places the organism in Eukaryota, Viridiplantae, Streptophyta, Magnoliopsida, Fabales, Fabaceae.
AUGCAAGACACUCCCUCAGGCUCAUAUGUUUCUCAAUUGCUCAAGAGCACUCAAGCCGAACGCCUCCCUCCUCCCUUAGUCGCCGAUCUCAACGGUGACGGAAAAAAAGAAGUUCUCGUAGCUACUCACGAUGCCAAAAUUCAGAUUUUGGAGCCACAUAGUAGGCGUGUUGAUGAAGGAUUCAGUGAGGCGCGCGUGUUGGCCGAGGUGUCUUUGUUGCCCGAUAAAGUGCGUGUUAUGUCUGGGAGACGGCCGGUUGUUAUGGCUACUGGCUAUAUUGAUCGUCAUAAAAUUGGGCAACCACAUAAACAGGUUUUGGUUGUGGUAACGUCGGGUUGGUUUGUAAUGUGUUUUGAUUCCAACCUGCAGAAGUUGUGGGAAAAUAAUUUGCAGGAGGAUUUUCCCCAUAAUGCUCAUCAUAGAGAGGUUUCGAUCUCUGUAAGCAAUUAUACUCUGAAGCAUGGAGAUACAGGAUUGAUCAUCGUUGGUGGGAGGAUGGAAAUGCAGCCACAUAUUUUUAUGGAUCCUUUUGAAGAAAUGGGAAUGGGAGCCAGAUUUGCUGAGCAGCAUCGAAGAAGUGCUAGUGAAAAGGAGGCUUCUGAGAACACUGGAACUGUGGAUUUGCGCCAUUUUGCAUUUUAUGCAUUUGCUGGUCGAUCUGGUGUAGAACGAUGGAGCAGAAAAAAUGAGAACAUCGAAGCAGCUUCUUCAGAUGCAUCACAGUUAAUUCCACAACAUAACUAUAAACUUGAUGUUCAUGCUUUGAAUAGACGUCAACCUGGAGAGUUUGAAUGCAGGGAAUUCCGAGAAUCAAUCCUGGGAGUUAUGCCACAUCACUGGGAUAGGAGAGAAGAUACUUUAUUGAAGCUGGCCCACUUCAGGCGCCAUAAGAGGAAAACAUUGAAAAGAACACCUGGAAAGUCUAUUAAUUACCCUUUCGACAAGCCUGAGGAAAACCAUCCACCAGGGAAGGACUCAACCAAAAAAAUUUCAAACAUAAUCGGGAAAGCAGCAAAUCUUGCUGGUUCGGCGAAAUCCAAGAAGGUAAUUGGAAACCAUGUCAUGAAACUGCUAGCAAUUCAUUCAAUUGUUGACAUAGUUAUAGCUAGUCUUACAACUGGACAGCUCAAAAUUUAUUUUUCAAACAUGAUUUCAGCUAGAGGCUUUCGUUGUUUUUAUCCCGUAACAAAGCUUCCUGUUCACUUUCUAACUACUGCAUGUCCAAGUUUUUGUCACGGGAUCUAA